This is a messenger RNA of Daldinia caldariorum, 2987 nucleotides long. RefSeq lists its product as uncharacterized. Lineage: Eukaryota; Fungi; Ascomycota; Sordariomycetes; Xylariales; Hypoxylaceae. The transcript has a single exon. The record is from RefSeq and is a predicted model, not a curated record. The coding region runs from base 116 to 2821 and encodes 901 amino acids. Gene Ontology annotation, molecular function: protein binding.
CCGUCCUCUUUUUUUUACUACUUCACUUAUACUUCGCAGCUGAUAAAUUCCGAACUUUGUUCAUGCCUUUGCGGAUUCCACCAUCUCGCAACACCUGUCUUACCCUCCAUAUGUUAUGAAGGGUUCUAAAUCUACCUGCUUGCUAUGUCGCCACCUAGCAGCAAAUUCAGGUGGCGCAACAUCACAGACAACGAAAUGGCAAACCCAGGCGUCGCGAUUUUACACCAACAACGCCACCCUGCGAAGCGAUGACCCGAGCAACGCUUCACCAACUCCGACGUCCAAUGCCUCCAAUGCGCCUCCCCCUACAGAGGCCGCCGAAACCCAACCACAGCUGGGCAAGGUUCGAAGAGUGGUGCAGGGUAACCAAAAGACCAUCUUGAAUACAAAUUGGUCUCCCGUUAAAAUCAAAAAGAUUCCAGUCAACAACAACUCUGCUCGGGUAGACGCCUUGUUCCAGCAGAUCGUCCGUCAGCAAACUACAAACAAAUAUGGCCCAACUGGCACCCAACAGACAAGCCCUAAUAUGGACUUAGCUCUCGUCCAGGCCAUUGGGAAGCUAGAACUCAUGAUUGGAAAUGGCAAGCCCGUGGCAGAUGCGUAUGCCUACCUCAUCACACAAAUAUAUCCUCUACUCCAAGAGCCGCAUAUAACCAUACCCAAGGUUUUCUAUACGGUAGUGUCUAAGUUGUUGGAUAGAGUCGUUGCUGCUAAAAAGAAGUCGAUUCGCUCGCCUGACCUACCUGCAGUUUCCGACAUCUUCCGAGUUUACACGGAUAUUGGUGAAAUGAAGCCUCAGCGAUGGGCUGCACUCGUGGCGGAUUUAGUCCGGACGAUCAUAGAGAUAGAUCCAUCUGCUGAGGAGGAAGACUCCGCCAUAGCUAGAGCUGACCUCCUUGCCCGCGAUGACCUACUCAACGAUCUUGUCGAAUCAUGGAAAGUCUUGUCUUUGCCUCAAUCCGUACCCGUAAUGCAUGGUAACGAGUUAAUGGACGGGUUCUGGUUUCCAAAAAUCGACAACUUUGCUUUGAGGAAAUUUUCCGGUCGAGGAGACUUCCCUGCGGCUUUGAGUAGUAUUUUCCCCCAAUAUCACCCGAACCUGCUCGGCACCCCCGUGGCUAUCUUAGCUAUCGCUACGUAUGCUUUGUUGCUUGAUCCCGAGCGAAGUAACCUCGAAGCUAGACGAAAUGCUGCUCGUUUCGUCUCCAAAAUAGCCUAUCUUAUCACAUUUGUCAAUUUCCAAGACGCCGGCUUGCUGGAAGGGAUCUCACAUACUUUUCCCGAGCUUAAAACUUAUAUAAUGUAUCGAUGGCCUGACAUCAAACAGCAGCUAAAACUCAAGCUUGAGACAAUUGCGUCUGAUGGAAACGUAGAGCCUAAUAGAUCCCCACACCCGACUAAAGCUGGUUCGAUCAAUAUCUCUCGUGUAGGAUACCGCCUCAAGCGUGCAUUCCUAACUCGUAACAUACACGAGGUGAACGGGACCUGGCUGGAGUUUAUAGGGCACGGAAACCGCAUUACUUUGGAGAGAGCUUCUGAAAUGCGAGAGUAUCCUGAUAUCUUCAACCAGUUUAUUCAUGCCCGGAUGGCUCUGGAUCAGCCUGACGAGGCCGUCAAUGCGCUAAAUACCAUGCGCGAAGUCGGCCUUAGGCCCACUAUGAAGACGUGGAAUAGCAUGCUUACUGGCUGCAGGAAAGCUCGUAACGCCGUUGCCCUCAACGCCGUGUGGGCGAAACUUGUGAGCUCCGGGGUGAAGCUGGAUACCAAAAUAUGGACCACUCGUAUAUCCGGCCUCAUCGAAUGCGGUGACGCCGAGGCCGGAAUCAGGGCCUUGCAAGAAAUGUCGAGAUUGUGGGAUGAAAGCUCGAAAGAUGAGCAUAGCACAGCUGUCGAGCCGACUAUAGAACCGGUCAAUGCUGCCCUCCUUGGUCUAGUACGUACGGAUCAAGUCUCCGCUGCCGAAAGUCUCCUGCAAUGGGCGGAUCGGCAAGGUAUCAAACCUGAUGUCUUCACAUAUAACACAUUAUUACGCCGCUCUGUUCGGGAUGGCAGGGAUGAGGAUGUGCAACGGCUAUUUGCCGCGAUGCAAGAGGCUAACGUAGCUGCCGACGAAGCGACAUUUACGAUAAUACUGGACGGGGCAUUCACUAGAAUAGAUCCGGAUGCCGUAGAAGAGCAAGCGAGGGUAGUGUCAGAUAUGCUCGACCACAUGCACGAGAUCGGAUUAGAGCCGAACCUGCAGACCUACGCCAAGAUAAUUUAUAACCUUCUCCAAGGAGGUGACCGGGCUACUAAGCCUAUCAAAUCCGUGCUGGCUCACCUAUGGAGCCACGGCCUGGAGCUCUCGCCGCACAUCUACACGAUGCUAGUGGAGCACUACUUCUCGUGCGGUCCGCCGGACGUAGAAUCUGUCGACGCGCUACUGCAACGCCGUACCGCGCUUAACUACGACAGCGUAGAAGAUAACAUCCUAUACGACCGCAUCAUUAAGGGCUACGCCCUGGCCGGUCAGCCCUUGAAGGCUCUCGACUAUUACUACAAACUUAGCCAGAUCGGCGUUCCCGUUAUCCUGCCUACGCAGGUGGAGCUACUGCGUGCGUUACUUCGCGACGGCCACGUCCAAGCGGCGCGCGAGAUGGCUGCCAACACCAAGACGAUGUUCGAGGAGUCGAACCGUGCCAAGGACGAGGUCGAAAGCGCCAAAUUCUGGGGCCAUCGGUUCUGGUAUAUAGUUUUCUCGAACGGCCUCCUCGAGGGCAGAGACGCCAUGGAGCCUUGGGCUAGACGGGCUUCUUCUCACUGGGCUGGUGAUUACGUUUAGCUUAGAAGCCGCGUAUAUAGUGUACAUAUAUAAAUAAUUAUUCUCCAUGAAUGAAUGAUCAAGCAAAUGUAUAUUCAAGGUAUAUAUACCUUAUAUACGGGAGGCGUGGCGUGAAGACUUUCUCGAAAAUCAUGUUUGCGCGUAUCAGUAGAUUAAUGCACGAAUU